This is a messenger RNA of Priapulus caudatus, 1928 nucleotides long. RefSeq lists its product as uncharacterized. NCBI's taxonomy places the organism in Eukaryota, Metazoa, Priapulida, Priapulimorpha, Priapulimorphida, Priapulidae. The record is from RefSeq and is a predicted model, not a curated record. The transcript has 4 exons. The coding region runs from base 1 to 876 and encodes 291 amino acids.
AUGAGUGCAACAUCUGAAUUCAUGGGCGAGGUUGCCGGAGCAAAACAAAGCAACAAGUGUGCCGCCUCGAUGCACUGCAUUAAACAUGUCAUGGAUAACAACCACAUGACCAAGUGGAUUGCUAAUUCUAGCACAAACGAGGAGAUUACGUUCGACGUCCAAGAGCCUAGAUACAUAGACGCUAUUUUCAUUAAAUUCUCAGAAGGUAGAGCAGCUGGAACUGUUUGCGACGUGAACAGUGGCUCCGGUACAGUGUGCGGCGGCGAUGCGAUACAAGGAGCUUGCUACGCCAACGAGGCCGCUACGCUACCUGGUUCUAAGAUGUGCAGGUGUUACCACGGAUGGAUUGAUGGGGACGGUGGACAGUGUACCGUACCAGAUCCUGGAGCAACGACGACGACGACGAUGACGACGAUGGAACCACUCAAGACAACGGUAGCCGUGACCACAGGAGCCGUGACCACAGGAGCCGUGACCACAGGAGCCGUGACCACGGGAGCCGUGACCACAGGAGCCGUGACCACAGGAGCCGUGACCACAGCAGCGAUGACUACAGCCGAUCAGGCCGAUACAGGCCUGACACUACCUACUACAAUCAUGCCACCGUUAACCUGUCUAAUGGAAAGAUCUUCGAUGAGUUAUACCCGCAUACAAAAUCCCAGUGUUAUCACCUACGCAGUGGAAGUGGUAAAGAAAUUGGUAUUGCCCAAUCUCCCAAAUAAAAUCCAUAAAUGUGCAUCUCAUUGUUCUGCAGAUCCCGAUUGCGUCAUAAUUGGUUUUGACAACCCGAUUAGCACAUGCUAUAUCUGUCACGUGGCUGUGAACGUUACAAACACUUUUUUAGCGGAUCAGGAGUAUUUGUGUGCGAUAAAUUAACGGCUGUUAGCCAUGGGAUAUUCAAAGGCGCAAAAUAGAUCAUUAAUUUUAUAGCAAGUCUAAAUGGCCUUUGCAUUGUCUUCUAUUGUGGCAGUUAUAUUGACUAUAGACACCCUGACUACUAAAGUGUGUAAAAUCAUUGAUGAGAAAGUGGUUCAACGAACAGCUAGAUUAUCUUGAUUUAAUUUCUACGUGUGCUAAUUUCAGAGUGUCAUUAGUGUUAAUUUCUAACAUGCAUCAUUUAAUACUCUUAAACAAAAACUCAAUUUGCUGGCUAAACCUAGUAACUAGCUAUAUCUAGUAAUCAAAACUGAUAUUUUCUGGCAUAAUCUAAUUUAUUUGAAUCUAAUCUAAUCCAAUCGAAUAUCAUAUCCAAUCCAAUAUCCAAUCCAAUCCAAUCCAACACAAUCCAAUCUGAUUUAUUCGAAUAUAAUUAUCACAUGAUGUGUACACAUUAUUGGAACUGCUCUACAUUUGCAGGUAGAGCAGGUAUCUCCUGUGUAGUACAGAAGUUACAACUCAUGUAAUUAAAUUCCAGUUUAAUUGUCGUAGUAAACUAUAAGAAAUUUCGUGCACUCUCAAACACUUUAAAAUCAAUGCCAGGAGUAAUCAACUCACAGUUUAAGAUAUAUAUAUACGCUUAAAAUAUAAUAGGCUUAAGCUUUUCCGUGUGAAUGUGCGUGCGGGAGUGCUUGCGCGUGCGUGCUUGUGCGUGUGUGUGUGUGUGUGUGUUUGCGUGCUUGCGUGUACAUGGUUAUGUACGAACGUGCGUACUUGAUUGCGGUUCUGCGUGUAAUAACUAAAACGCCGAGGGUGUGCUAACGUGCAAGAGCAUUCACGCCAUAAAUUAUUUCCAAGAAUGCAAAAUAAUAUUUUGAAUGAAUCAAUGUAUAUCGUGACGCAAUGCCGACGUCGGCCAGACAAAGGGACGGUCUUAAUUAUACAUCUGCGUUAUAGAUUUCAAAACGUCGCACUUGUACGUGGUUACCAUUGUAUGUCCUAAUCCACUGUAAUCUGGUUUAGAAAAUCAAUAAAAAUUGGAUUCCUCAGCA